This is a messenger RNA of Chrysoperla carnea, 2210 nucleotides long. It is a transcript of the gene Exo84, whose product is annotated as exocyst complex component 8. Gene Ontology annotation, cellular component: exocyst. The transcript is spliced from 11 exons. Bases 56 to 2176 code for a protein of 706 amino acids. Lineage: Eukaryota; Metazoa; Arthropoda; Insecta; Neuroptera; Chrysopidae. Gene Ontology annotation, biological process: intracellular protein localization; Golgi to plasma membrane transport; exocytosis. The record is from RefSeq and is a predicted model, not a curated record.
CAUUAAAAUGACAUUUGUACUAAGUAUCAAAAUUUAAUUUUGAAAUAAAAUAAUUAUGACUGAGCCAAAUUUAAAGAAAUUAGGAAGUCCUGAUUUUAACGCCGAAAAAUAUGUAAAAGAAUUAACACAAAAGUGUGUCGGUGGGCAGGAACUUCAACGAGUACGAAAUAAAAUUCAAGCUUUGACUAGCGAAGCUAGUGGGGCCUUAAAAAAGAAUGUAUACCAAAAUUAUGUUCAAUUUAUUGAUACUGCAAAAGAAAUUUCUCAUAUGGAAAGUGAAAUGUAUCAACUUUCUCAUAUGCUAACAGAACAACGGUCACUACUAGCAGAAUUGGCAUCCACAUCAAUUUUAGAAAACGAUAAUAUCAAGGAAAAUGUUAAAGAAUCAAAUGAGGAGAAAACUGAUGAUAAAGAAAAAGAAUCAGUAACACAGGAACAAGAGGAAGAAAAACGUCGUCGAACUUUAACUACAAUAUUAGAGAAAGUUGAGGGAUGUAUGAGUCUUUUAGAACCAUCAAGUCGUUCCUUAACUCACGAGGGUGAUUUACUAGAAUUGGAUCCAGUUGAGAAUACAGCCUUGCAACGAUGUCAUGCGUAUUUAUUUAACGAUUGUUUCAUGUUAACAACAUGGAUUCCAAAUAGACGUGGUCCUAUGCGGUAUAAAUUUGAAAAAAUGUACGAAUUAGGAAGUUUGGCUGUUGUUAAUGUUCGAGAUUUGGGAUCAGUGAAAUUUGCUUUUAAACUCCUUGCAUUUCCAGACACCAAAGUUUUCCAAUGUUCUUCCAACAGCAGUAAAAAAGAAUGGUUAGACAAAUUUGAUCAAGUAAAGAAAGCGAGACGUACUCAAGAGCAAAUAAAAAGAGAAGGGACCACUGGAACAGAACGAUCACCUUCACGUACCGCUUCUAUUGAUUCGCCGAUCGGAAAUCCAUUUUUAAAUGAACCUGAUUUUGAGGGUAUCGAAAUUCCUGAAUGGGUAUUAGAAGUGGCUGAAGAAUUGGACGUACUUCUUGCUCAGAGACAUCAUGAAGAGGCUCUUGAAUUAUUGGAACGUGCUCAAGAAUUCAUAACCAACCUAAAAACACCUGAUCAUUCCUUGGAUAAUAAAAUUUUAGAUAUAAAACAAAAGAUGGAUGUAAGGCGACGUUCCUUAGUAGAUGUUUUGAUGAAAGAAUUGGAAGUUAGCCCAGGAAAAUCGUUACAAGGAGGUUUAAGAGCAACUAGACGUCCAGUUCGAUUGUUAAAGAUGCUAGGAAAGUCAUCACAGGCAUGUGAUUUAUUUUUACAAUUAUGCAGUAGCAUACUUAAAAUUCAUACAAAACAUGUAAAACGUGAAGGUUCAACUACAGUGUAUGUUAAACAUUUAGCGGCUGUCGUAUUUUCAAAUAUGGCUGAAAUGACUGAAGAAUUUUUACGUGCUUUUCCAAAUUCACCUCCAUGCGCAUCAGCUUUCAUAGUUUGGGUUAGUACAGAAGUUGGUAUUUUUACUUCGCAUAUUAUAAAACAACUGUUUCAUUCACAACAAACGAUUUCCGUUCUUGCUGAAUGUAUUUUGACGACAAGAACGGAGGCUGAACAACUUUGGGAUUAUGGUAUUGAUAUAGUUUACCAAAUAACUGGAGCUAUUCGUGCACCAUUGUCACGAUCAUUAAGUGAUUGUCGUGAUAAAUUAGUUGAUGCUGCGCGUUUACGUGCAGCCGAAGAUUUAUGGAGACCUACUAAUUUAGGAACAAAUACAGCUUUAACAAAAACAUUAAAUCAGUAUUCGGAUUUAGGUUUGGAUUUAAGUGGUUAUACUGCAGGUGAAUGUUGGAUUGAGUUAACAAAUAACACUUUAUAUUUUGUGAAAAUGUAUUUAACGUUGUUAGAAGAUUGUUUAAAAUUAUCUUCGCCUGAAUUACAAUAUAACUUAGACGAAACGUUAUUUGAUGUAUUUCAAGCACAAUUAAAACAUGUUGAAAUAUCCAUACGAAAUGAAAAUAAACCAGAGGCGAAAAAGUUUAUGAUCAAAAAUGGACUCUUUCUUUUAAACGACUUACUUCCAUUAGUUGAAAAAAAAUAUUUGACGAGUUGUAAUUUUAACUGUGAAAUGUUAGGACGUCUUCGUGAUGAAUUUUGUAAUAUUAAAAAAAUUACAACACCAAUUACAAAGUAUUCUAGUAACGAAUAUUUAUAGAAGUAAUUGUCACUGCCUAUAUUAUUAUAUAUUC